AUGAAUCUUUUCUCUAGUGCUAAUGAAGUUACCGAAGACGGACAAUACUGCGUUUGUUCAGUGGAGCGCGGUUGUGAAGACAAGAAUCUGCUCUACUAUUGCGCCUUAGGAGCGAUCGACGGCAAUAUCACAGGUCCUUUUUUCACCAUUCUCUCUGAUCUUCAAGCGCCGAUGUUCAAAAUUAUUCGCAUCGAUGUGACCAAUCCGGCGAAGGAAAAUUGGCAAACCGUUGUGCCUGAAGCGACGAAUGACGUUUUGCAAUGGGCAUCUAGGGUGAACAAAACGCAGAUGAUACUCUGUUAUCUGAAAGACGUUAAAAACGUGUUGCAAGUUCACGACUUUGUCUCAGGACAGCAGCUGUUCACUCUACCUCUCGAAGUCGGGUCCGUCUCACAGUUUUUCGGCAAAGAGGACGAUUCCGAGGUGUUUUUUUGUUGCGAGUCAUUCGUCGUUCCGGGCACGAUCUACCGAGUGGACUUGCAGAAGCCGAAUCCUGUGCCCGAAGUUCUGUGGCAGACGAAGUUGCCUGGUAUAUCGCCGUCUGACUUUGAGACCGAACAGGUGUUUUACGCAACCAAGGACGGGACCAAGAUCCCUAUGUUUGUCAUUCAUCGUAAGGAUGUAGUUAAAUCGCCCGAUUGUCCGGCAAUACUGUACGGAUACGGUGGUUUCGAGAUACCGUUAGUGCCGAUGUUUGGCGUUGUACCGUUCAUUAUGAUGAACGAGUUCAAGGGCAUCUACGCUGUUGCAAAUCUCAGAGGUGGCAGCGAAUACGGCCAGAAAUGGCACCAGUCUGGCAUGAAGCAAAACAAACAGAACGUGUUCGAUGAUUUUAUCGCCGCAGCCGAGUACCUGAUCGAUCAAAAUUACACGUCACGUGAAAAGUUGACGAUUAGUGGAGCUUCAAACGGUGGACUACUGGUCAGUGCAUGUGCCAUCCAACGUCCGGAUUUGUUUGGCUGUGUGAUUUGCAAAGUUGGAGUUUUGGACAUGCUUCGUUAUCAUCGAUUUACUAUCGGGGAAGCGUGGGUACCUGAAUAUGGUUCCGCCGAAGAACCGGAAUCGUUCUCAUACUUAAUCAAGUAUUCGCCAUUGCACUGUUUCAAGUGUCUUGCCAACGGUCAACAGUAUCCGGCGAUGUUGCUGUUGACUGCUGAUCACGACGACCGGGUCGUGCCUUCGCAUUCGCUGAAGUUCAUCGCGAACGCUUACUACACGUUGAAGGAUUGCAAGUCUCAGCGAAAUCCGAUUAUGAUUUCGAUUGAGACAAAAGCGGGCCACGGCGUAGGCAAGCCGACACAGAAACUGGUAUUAUUUUGGCUUUUAUCUCGUUACAGUCUUCUCAGUGUAGUGAUUGGUCAUUCACGCUUGCAGAUCAAGGAAUGGACCGACAUCUACUCGUUCAUCUAUCGCGUCUUGAACCUUAAAUUUGAUGCUUCCUGA
Molecule: messenger RNA, 1443 nt
Organism: Soboliphyme baturini
Lineage: Eukaryota; Metazoa; Nematoda; Enoplea; Dioctophymatida; Soboliphymatidae
Source: the annotation of a GenBank genome assembly